Molecule: messenger RNA, 438 nt
Organism: Diaporthe amygdali
Lineage: Eukaryota; Fungi; Ascomycota; Sordariomycetes; Diaporthales; Diaporthaceae
Exons: 1
Coding region: 1-438 (145 amino acids)
Source: RefSeq, a predicted model, not a curated record
AUGGACCGCACGCAGCGUGAACGGCCGUCUCGUGCGGCGUAUGCAUCCUUACCAGUCAUCAGCCAAGCGCGAGAAAACACGGACUCCGAGUCACGAAUACCUGAGGACAUCUUUGAACUACUUCAAAACGACUCGCCAAAAGACUUCUUAGAUAGCUUGCAUGGACAUCUGCCAGACGGAUUGUCCCAGCCCCAUCGAGAGGCGUAUGGCGCAGGAAAAAGAGGACGUAGCCGGCCGGACUCGUCAGAGAAGCCAGAGAGACUGCGGACAUCGAAGAGAUACGAAAGCGGCAUCUCGUUGUUCAAAUAUCACAAGAGAGAAGCUACCGAGAAACAAGCAACUCUGAAUUCGCAGUACCGCGGGAGGGAACAAUGGCACGACAAUUUCAAGAUGGGAGACACACAGCGAGGGUAUACCAUCUCCAAUUCGACCAGUUGA